AUGCCUGUGUUUUACUCACCUGUUCCCGAGCACCUGCACAUGGGUCUGGCCUAUAUGGGAGGCUCUGUGUUCACCAACAACAGGACAGCAGACAGCGACUUCGCCAGGGAGCAGGAGGACGUUUCUGUGGUCAACGAGCUGGUUUCUCACCUUCCCCUGCAGAUGCUACUGUACUUCAACAUGUUUUAUUUUCCCUGUUGGUGGUUUUCUGCUGUCUUCAUGUUGGAAGUUAAGUUCUAUUAUCUUCCCGGGUACUACCAGGCUCUGCUCAUAACCGGGAUGAUCCUCCUCACAGUCAUUGAAGUGGUCCGACUUUAUUUGGGCUACAUUGGCAACCUUAAAGAAAAGAUGCCAGAGCUGGCAGCCUUCUGGCUCCUGUCUUUCAUGUUCCAGCUGCCAGUGCUGCUGUUCUUCCUGACCGAUGAAGGAAUUAUUAUCCUGCCUUUAGAGAAAGCCGUCCACUCACUCUACCUCCUCUUCCUGCUUGCCCAAAUUCUGGCCUCCUUUCUGGCGCUCAAGACCAUGACCCGGAAGCUCACCCUGCUCUUCCAUCUGCGGCAGUUUGGCAAGGUGGAGAACCUCCGCCAUGCAGGAAUGAGUCCUGUCUACGGGCUGCCUUACCACCGCAGCGUCCUGCCCAUGUCCCCCACCCAUGACAUGUACCAUUAAAGUAAAAAUCCA
This is a messenger RNA of Micropterus dolomieu (smallmouth bass), 681 nucleotides long. Its product is annotated as transmembrane protein 17A. The transcript is spliced from 4 exons. Gene Ontology annotation, biological process: non-motile cilium assembly. The record is from RefSeq and is a predicted model, not a curated record. Bases 1 to 669 code for a protein of 222 amino acids. Gene Ontology annotation, cellular component: ciliary transition zone. Lineage: Eukaryota; Metazoa; Chordata; Actinopteri; Centrarchiformes; Centrarchidae.